UUAACCCGGCGCUCAUGGAGGCUGAAACCCGGAAGGAGUCGGGAGAGAACCAGGAAGGCGCCGGUCCCUUUUGUUGGUCGGUGCGAGACUGAGCAGCCGAGGGCGGGCGAGACUCGCGCCAAGUCUUUUCUCCCUAGGUGUUUAGAAGCCCAUCAAAGAUGCCAUACUUAGGCUCAGAGGAUACAGUGAAGGAGCUGAAGAGAGCACUGUCUAACCCUCAUGUGCAAACUGACCGUCUCCGCUACAGGAAUGUUAUCCAGCGAGUGAUCAGGCAUAUGACCCAAGGUGUAGAUGUGUCCAGUGUGUUUAUGGAGAUGGUCAAAGCUAGUGCCACAGUGGAUAUUGUUCAGAAAAAGCUAGUGUACUUGUAUAUGUGCACAUAUGCUCCUUUGAAGCCCGAUCUGGCUCUUUUAGCUAUCAACACCCUUUGCAAAGACUGCUCAGACCCCAACCCCAUGGUUAGGGGCCUCGCCUUGCGCAGCAUGUGCAGCUUCAGGAUGCCCAGCAUACAGGAGUAUAUCCAACAGCCAAUCCUGAAUGGUUUGCGAGACAAAGCCUCCUACGUAAGGAGAGUCGCUGUCCUCGGAUGUGCAAAGAUGCAGAAACUGCAAGGGGACUGUGAAGUGGAUGGCGCACUAGUUAAUGAGCUAUAUAGUUUGCUUCGUGACCAGGAUCCUAUUGUAGUGGUGAAUUGUUUGAGGGCGCUAGAGGAGAUCCUGGCACACGAAGGAGGAGUUGUCAUCAACAAACCCAUUGCCCACCAUCUUCUCAACAGGAUGCCUGACCUAGACCAGUGGGGACAGAGUGAAGUGUUGACUUUCCUCUUGCGCUACAAUCCCCGCUCUGAAGAAGAGCUCUUUGACAUCCUUAACUUACUGGAUGGAUAUCUCAAGAGUAGCAGCUCCAGCGUGGUGAUGGCUGCCACAAAACUUUUCUUAGUGCUGGCCAGAGACUUUCCCCACGUGCAGGAAGAUGUGCUGGUGAGAGUGAAGGGCCCGCUCCUGACUGCUUGCACCUCUGAGAGUCGGGAGCUCUGUUUCACUGCCUUGUGUCAUGUGCGCCAGAUCUUAGACAGCCUUCCCGGCCAUUUCAGUAGCCACUACAAGAAGUUCUUCUGCUCAUAUUCAGAACCACAUUAUAUCAAGUGCCAGAAAAUGGAGGUUUUGUGCAAGCUGGUGAACGAUGAAAAUGUGCCACAGAUACUGGAGGAACUAAGAGAUUACUGCACUGACGUGUCAGCAGAGCUUGCACAAGGCGCAAUCUUUGCCAUUGGCAACAUCGCAAGGACCUACACAGAGCAGUGUGUGAGGAUCCUAACGGAACUCCUUGAACUGAAGCAGGAGCAUAUAACUUCAGCUGUAGUUCAGGUGUUCCGGGACCUGGUGUGGUUGUGUCCGCAGUGUAUAGAGAAUGUGUCCCAGGCUUUGGGUGGCUGUGAGGAGACCAUCCAGGACAGUGAGGGAAAGCAAGCACUGAUCUGGCUGCUGGGGGUACAUGGAGAGAGAGUCCCCAGUGCCCCCUAUAUUUUGGAGGAUUUUGUAGAGAAUGUGAAAUCAGAGACCUUCUCGGUUGUGAAGCUGGAACUGCUAACAGCUCUGGUGCGGCUUUUCAUAGGACGUCCAGCUGAGUGUCAGGACAUGUUGGGUCGAUUGCUCUAUUACUGCAUAGAGGAGGAGAGGGACAUGACAGUUCGGGAUCGUGCGCUCUUCUACUAUCGUCUUUUGCAAGCUGGCAUGGAGGAAGCAAAAGGGAUCCUUUGCUGCCCUACAUCUGAUCACUCUCUGAGGUUCUUGGAAGGGCAGACUGAAGGCUCUGUGAAUGUGUGGGCCUCUGACUUUAACUCACUGGUGCCUAUAUAUGGCAAAGAGCAAUGGGCAACCAUGACAGCCAGCCAGGUUACUGGCCUUCCCCAUGCAGAUUCCCCCUCUGAAGAUCCCACAACGGUGGAUGAAGAGCCCCUGAAAACGGAAAAGGACGAGGAGGUUCCUUCUGUUGACACCAGUUCGAGCAGCCUGAUUCUCAGACCAAGCAUGUGCAUGACUGCCGAGCAGUUUGAGAGGACGUGGCUAAACCUGGGUUUGGGCUGCCAGCAAGCUGUUCCCUGGCAGGAAACUGUGCAGCCAGACACUGUACAGGCUGCACUUCAGGUUGUCCAUAUCCAGACUAUUGCUAUGAGCAAGGCUGGUUCACCGCUGUGGAAGGCCUACCUUGUUGCCCAGGAUGAUACAGGCUGCCUUUUCCUGACAGAGCUGCUGCUUGAAGUGGGGGCUGCAGAGAUGCAAAUGUUGGUGAAGCAGAGUGAAAACAAGCCAGAGGCACUGCAGGCGUUCAUCUCAGUCUUGAAGACUGUGUUGGGAACAGUGGCCGGAUUGACAUCCUGAUUCUUUCGAACCACUGAUAUGGGUCACGAAUAGGAUGAGACUUAAGUCUGUUUGCAGAUGGCAUUCUUCAAAUUAGGCUGCAGCUCUUAUGAACUGUUUGUACAGGAGUGGAACACUUCCAUCGCAGGCUGAGCGAGAUCCAGAUGCCCCAUCCCACUCCCUUAUCUUGGAAUAUUUUGGUGGGAGCUGCUGCUUGGCUUGACACCAGAGAUGAACAAGCAAGGGGGCGGGGAAUGCUGCUUGGAAUAAUGCUGGUUUUAUAUGUGACUUUGGUUCCCGUAGUGGAUUUGAGUGGUUUUUAUUUUGAGAAUCUUUUGUAAGCUGCUUUGAGUCCCUUUCGGAGUGGAUUGGGCCUACUUUGGAUAGUUUAAAGGGGUCAGCACAUUCCCAAAAAUGGGUUUGAUGUAUCAAUCAUCAUUAAAGCGCCGAAGGAUC
Molecule: messenger RNA, 2816 nt
Organism: Zootoca vivipara (common lizard)
Lineage: Eukaryota; Metazoa; Chordata; Lepidosauria; Squamata; Lacertidae
Gene: AP4B1
Product: adaptor related protein complex 4 subunit beta 1
Biological process (GO): intracellular protein transport; vesicle-mediated transport
Cellular component (GO): membrane coat; clathrin adaptor complex
Molecular function (GO): clathrin binding
Source: RefSeq, a predicted model, not a curated record